AUACAUGUCGAGAGAGGAGACAGGAAAGGACGAUGGUGGUGGAGGCGGAGACAUGUCACGCCAAGGCAAGACUUCCGGUCCCCGCGUCGCAGCAGAAGCUAUGGCGACUUUUUUCCGCAAAGGCAAGGGCAAGCCGCGAUUGAGUCCGGCAGAGGCGGGCUCGUGGUCGCAGACGCUGCACCUGCCCAAGUCGACCUUUCCCGCCAGACCAUCGACCGAAGAACUUCUCAAAUACCGGAAACGAUGCGCCGACGACUUUUAUGCCUGGCAAAAGGACUACUUUCCAAGCGAGAAUGAGGAGGGCGAGCGCAACACCUUCACCCUCCACGACGGUCCUCCAUACGCAAACGGCCCCGUCCACGUCGGGCACGCUUUGAACAAGAUCAACAAGGACAUCAUCUUGAGAACAUACUCCAAGAGAGGCUUCAGGGUGGAAUAUAGACCAGGGUGGGACUGCCAUGGAUUGCCCAUUGAGCUCAAGGCGCUACAGGCCCACCAACAAUCGAGUCUGAACAAGGAAUCAAAGAGUCUGGUCGACGACCCCAAGAAGGAAGCCAGUGUUGCUCAUGGUGCUGGCCUCAGCCCAUUGGCCAUCCGCGAGGCUGCAAAGCAACUGGCGACAAAGACCAUUUCAGAACAGAUGGAAGCCUUCCGAUCAUGGGGAGUUAUGGGCGAGUGGGACAAGCCGUACAAGACCAUGGACGCCGACUUCGAGAUCAAGCAGCUGCAAGUCUUCAAAGACAUGGUCGCAANNAAGCAUGCCAUACUGACUCUAGUUCCCACAGGUCUAAUCCACCGCCAGAACAAGCCCGUCCACUGGUCGCCCUCUUCUGGUACCGCCCUGGCCGAGGCCGAACUCGAAUACGAUGAAGACCACCGCGUUGUCGCUGCUUUUGUCAAGUUCCCCCUGCUCAACCUGCCCUCGACCCUCGCCAAUAAUCCUGCUGUACAUGCCGACUCGGUCAGCGCCUUGAUUUGGACCACAACGCCCUGGACUCUGCCCGCCAACAAGGCUAUCGCCGUGCGUUCCGACAUGUACUAUGUACUGCUUGAAGUCACUGGUAACAACCUCCCCAGAGACAUGCAAGGCCAGGUGAUUGUCGCAAAGGAUCGUGUAGAGUCGUUGCAGACCCACCUGCCAGAGGGCGCCACCAUCAACAUUCUCGUCGACAACAUCUCGGGUUCUGACUUGGAAAAUACCGAGUACAUCAACGUCAUCUCUGCCGAGCACAACAAGAUCAUCCACGCCGACUUUGUUACGGCUACCUCGGGUACCGGCCUCGUUCACAUCGCCCCUGGUCAUGGUAUGGACGACUACAACGUCUGCAUGAAGCUGGGUAUCGGUCCAGCUUUUGCCCCCGUUGAUGAUCAUGGAAAAUAUACCACCAAGGCUNUUCCCUCGGAUCCCUCCUAUCUCCAAGGUCUUCCCGUAGAGAAAGAAGGUGCAAAGGCUGUCGUUGCUCUGCUCAGAAACCCCCACUCCAAGCUCUCCAUACCCUCUUUGAAGUCCGAAUCAUCUUUGAUCUUCAGGACGCACAACUUCAGACACAAGAACCCUAUCGACUGGAGAACAAAGCAGCCUGUCAUCACUAGAGCCACCGACCAAUGGUUCGCCAAUGUCGGAAGUGUCCAGGAAUCUGCUCUCAAAGCUAUUCAAGAUAUCAUGUUUAUCCCAGAUACUGGCAAAUCGCGCCUGGAGAGCUUCUUGAAGGGCCGCAGUCAGUGGUGCAUCUCUCGUCAGCGAAGCUGGGGAGUACCUAUUCCAGCCUUGUUCCACAAGCAGACCGGCGAGGCACUUCUGACUGUCAAGAGCAUCGAGCACAUUAUCAAGACCAUCCAACAACGUGGCACGGAUGCCUGGUGGGCUGACGCUGCCGACGAAUCUGCUUGGAUUGCUCCUGACCUUGAUCGUGACCUAUAUGUUCGUGGCAAGGACACUAUGGACGUCUGGUUUGACAGUGGAACAUCUUGGGCUCAGCUCAAGAAGCGCGAUGAUGGUUCUCAUGCAGACAUGAUUUUCGAGGGUUCUGAUCAACAUCGUGGUUGGUUCCAGUCUCUCCUCCUAACUCAUCUUUCUGCUCAAAACGACACCGCCAACGCCCCUGUCGGAGCCAUUGUCACUCACGGAUUCACACUCGACCAGGCUGGUCGCAAGAUGAGCAAGUCCUUGGGUAACGUCAUCUCUCCUCAGGAGAUCAUCAGUGGCACUAUCAUACCCCCAGCAAAGACCAAGAAGGGAACAAAGACUGUCCCUCGUCCGGUUCAAACCAAGAAAGACGCCAUGGGUCCUGACGCUUUGCGUUUGUGGGUCGCAAGCAGCGACUAUACCAAGGAUGUUGUCAUUGGCCAGCCUGUCCUUCAAGCCGUGCAUUCAUCACUUCACAAAUACCGCACGACUUUCAAGUGGCUCCUUGGCGUCAUGCAUGACUAUCCUGCUCCCUUGCCUGCUGAAGACUUCAUGCAGCAACUCUACUUUUCUGAUCAAGUCGCCCUUCACCAACUUUCAAAGACUUCAGCAGAGGUCUGGAAACACUAUGCUGCCUACGAGUUCCACAAAGGUGUGCAAGCCAUAAACAAGUUGAUCAACACAGAUCUUUCAGGAUUCUACUUUGAGGUCAUCAAAGAUAGGUUAUACGCCGAAGACGAAGAGAUCCGUCGGCAUACACAAACAGUGCUCUUCAUCAUUAUGGAAGAGCUCUGCCAUAUGUUGGGUCCUAUUACUCCUCAUCUUAUCGAAGAAGUAUGGGAACACAUUCCUGAACAAUGGCAGCCAUACGACGUUAGAUCGCCAAACCGAAGAACAUGGGAAUAUCCGUUCAACGCCGAGUUCGACUCCUACAGAGCUGAAGGUGCUAUGGAGAUGGUGAUAAAGACCUUCAAUACUGUCUCAACAGCCGUCAAAUCCGCUCAAGAGAAUGCACGCAGAGCAGGCAGACUUGGUAGCGGACUGGCAUGCCGUGUUGAGCUACAGAUGCCUCGCGAGACCGGCAAUGUAUUCUUGACCCUCCUCACUGAUCUUGGCGCCAACGACGAACUGGCAGAACUCUUCGUCGUCUCUGAAGCCACUAUGGUUCCCGACGACCCAGACUUCCGCCGCAAGAUCGCCGAACAAGAACCAGAUGAAGGACUUCGCGCCACUCUCCUUGAACCCGAGGAGCCGCCAGCCUGGAAGUUCGAAUGUGAAUUCGAGUGCGGAGAUGAAGGUGUACCCGCUACAGCAAAGGCUGUCGUGUUGCCACCCAAUGCAGAAAAAUGCAUCAGAUGCUGGCAAUUCACUUCUGAGGAGCCCGACACGCUUUGCGGAAGAUGUACUGAUGUCGUCAGUGAUGACUUGGGUGUUGAUGAACAGAUGCUUAAUGAGUCAGAGGCGGAGGAGGAAGAGGAGGUAGAGGAUGAAUUGGCCAGAUACCGU
This is a messenger RNA of Aureobasidium vineae, 3412 nucleotides long. Lineage: Eukaryota; Fungi; Ascomycota; Dothideomycetes; Dothideales; Saccotheciaceae. The record is from the annotation of a GenBank genome assembly.